Monascus purpureus is the source of this 1569-nucleotide messenger RNA. The record is from the annotation of a GenBank genome assembly. NCBI's taxonomy places the organism in Eukaryota, Fungi, Ascomycota, Eurotiomycetes, Eurotiales, Aspergillaceae.
AUGGAGCCGUCAAAACCAAAUGUCAACCACGAUGAAAAUGCCGAGGUGGUUGUGAAACCGGCCAACAUUGACCCCAUCAACCUCAUUCGGGUCCCCCUGACCGAGGAAGACAGCAAACGCAUUCGUCGCAAAACUGACAGGACCAUCCUCCUUGUCUUGGUCUGGGUCUAUUUCCUGCAGAUCCUGGACAAGUCUGUUCUGGGAUAUGGCGCGACAUUCGGAUUGCAGGAGGACACCCAUUUGGCGGGGAAUCAGUACUCGCUGGUCGGGUCGAUUGCCGCCAUUGCCCAGCUAGCCUGGCAGCCUUUCUCCUCCUUUCUGAUCGUCAAAGUGCCACAUCGUAUUUUGAUGCCCUUACUGGUGCUUGGUUGGGGUAUUGCGCAGACGUGCAUGGCAGCCUGUCACAAUUUCUCGGGGCUCAUGGCCACACGGUUCUUCCUGGGUCUGUUCGAAGCAGGCUGUCUCCCGCUGUUCAGCAUAAUUACCAGUCAAUGGUACCGUCGUGCAGAACAGCCUUUGCGAGUCGCCGCGUGGUAUUCCACUAAUGGCCUGGCAACCAUCAUAGCGGCAGCGUUGAGUUACGGACUGGGUCAUAUCCAGUCGGGUGCCCUCAAGGAAUGGCAAAUUAUUUUUCUCUUCGUGGGCCUCUUGACUAUUAUCUCAUCCCCCUUCGUGUAUUGGCGUCUGGACAACGACAUUACUUCCGCCCGCUUCCUCACAGAACACGAAAGGCUGCAAGCCAUGGAACGCCUAAGAGCCAACCAAACCGGCACUGGAACCCGCGAUUUCAAGUGGCAACAAGUUGUCGAGGCCGCACUGGAGCCGAAGACCUUCCUUUGGGUCGGUAUGGCCUUUCUCCUGAACGUCGGCGCAUCAGUGACCAACGUAUUCGGCCCACAGAUCCUGGGCGGGUUGGGCUUCGACAAGUUCCGGACAACACUGCUUAACAUGCCCUUUGGCGCUCUCCAGUUCAUCCUCAUCCUUCUCGCCAGUUAUCUCGCGCAGAGGGCUCGACUGAAGGGCGCCAUUCUCGCCUCUUUCAUGGUUCCCGUCGUCGCGGGACUGGCAAUCCUCUACGCCGUUCCACGGAGUAAAUCUGCGCAAGGCGCAUCCAUGGCGGGAUAUUACCUGCUUGCCUUCCUGUUCGGCGGAAAUCCGCUGAUCGUGACGUGGAUCGUCGGAAACACAGCCGGUCAGACAAAGAAGAGUAUUGUUCUGAGUCUGUACAAUGCCGCAUCUGCAGCGGGGAACAUAGUGGGACCACUCUUGUUCAACGAGAAGGACAAGCCCGAGUACCUCCCGGGUCUGAAGGCGUGUCUGGCUAUUUUUGUGGCCAUGACAGUUAUCGUUCUGAUCCAGUGGGCGGACCUGUUCGUGCUCAACAAGAUACAGGAGCGACGGCGUGUAAGGAAUGGGAAACCGGCCAGGAUCGUGGACGCUUCGAUGCAGGCUCGAUACCGCGGGCUGGAUGAGGAGACUGUUAGUGACGAGCCGGAGAAUCGGGUCGGCAAUCAUGCGUUUCUGGAUCUGACGGAUCGGGAGAAUGAUGAGUUCGUGUAUAUCUAUUAG